AUGGAUUCUAGCCAUGGUAAAAAGAGAAUGAAUGUCGAAGACGACGAUAGACUAAACGGCUUGCCAGAUGAGCUUAUCCAUAAAAUCCUCUCUUUUAUUGGGAUCAAACAAGCAAUUCAAAUGAGUGUUUUGGCAUCUAGACGGAGGUUUAUCUGGACUUCAAUGCCUUAUCUCAAUUUCUCAAGGGAUGAUUUCUAUGGGAUGCCCAACUUCUCCGAAUUUGUUACACAUGUUCUCUCUUGCCGCAAUCAUCAAGCCGAAGUUUCUUUUGUCAAGCUUAGUUUUCAUGGAGAGGAUGCUUAUGUGAUUGCCGAACAAAUUAUGAAGUACGCAUUCUCUCACAAUAUCCAACAACUGAAUGUUGCAUGUGUGUUCGACAAUGACGAUGUUAAAUUCCCUCUUUUUCUCUCUAGCUCUAAGUCUCUUAAGCAUCUUAGUGUGACAAAGGAACGUUUCCCUUUAACAGUGUACCGUUGGAGACAUCCUUUUUCAUAUACUUUUAAAGCAACAUCUAUUUGGGAGCUCCCUGCCUUAACAACAUUGUAUCUCCAUGAUGUUACUUUUUGA
Messenger RNA from Helianthus annuus (common sunflower), 567 nucleotides. RefSeq names its product F-box/LRR-repeat protein 25-like. The transcript has a single exon. The record is from RefSeq and is a predicted model, not a curated record. Lineage: Eukaryota; Viridiplantae; Streptophyta; Magnoliopsida; Asterales; Asteraceae. Bases 1 to 567 code for a protein of 188 amino acids. Gene Ontology annotation, molecular function: protein binding.